CCACUCUCUGCCGCUGACUCAAGAACAAGCGAUGGACGCUGACAGAGCUGAUGGAGGAGGACGCCCAGAGGUGGUGGAUGAGUUUGCAUGUGCGGGGAUGCUGCGGGGAUCUCUCACAUCGCUGCACGGCACCGUGGAGCGGAUAUUCAGGGUGACGCUUGGGAUCGGGGCAGACGAUUUGCCCCACAGCAACAACGGGCAGAUUUGGCUGAAACUACGAGGGCCGAGAAACAACGUGAAAGCUGCCAAAUUGUUCGUGAAAGGAGUCGUGAACCAGGAGGAGCAGCAGGAGGUCUCCUACCCCGGGGUCCUUCACUGUGUCUUCUGUGGAGCCAGAGGGCUGUUCAUGGACUGCCUGAUAAAAAGCACCUCCGCACACAUCGUGGUCGGCGCUCCAGGAUUCCUGCUCAUAUCAGGUCUGGCGGAACCGGUGGUGCGAGCGUACUCCCUCAUCAUGGACCUCGUGGAGAGAUAUGAGGGGACACAGUCCAGACGCUCUGAGACUGAGGACAGAGGCUCAGACGAGUCCCUGGAUUCACGCCGGGCCUUCAAAGCUGUGGUUGAGCAGUGGGAGGACAGGCACAUCCUGGACCUUCUGGUGCUUCCAGGGUCCGUGAAGGAAAUCCUGCUGGAUCUGGUUCAAGAAUCUGGGCUCGGAUCAGGGCCGGAAGGAAACCAGGAUGGACGGGACAGACCCUCUGACAUUGCGUACGCUCUCCUCGAGCCCUCCAACACUACUGAGCGGCUGGUCGAAGGGAUGAGUGCAGUAGUUGACGCUGCCUCUAAAGACUCCACAUCUGCAGGCACCCGGGGAAGAGCAGAGGGUAGGGAGGAGAGACCAGCGCACUCUCCGCAGGAGGUAGGAGAAGAGGAGGAGCCGGAGCAGGGGGAAACGUUAAGGACCAGAGAGACUGACAGUCUGGGGGGGGAGGACCAACAGGAGCGACAGUUCUCAAUGGGAAACAAAGAGUUUUGGCUUCUUUUGAAGUUCUUCACAGCCAUGGGGUACACGGAGGACGUCGUCAAACGAGUGCUUGCCCGAACGGGACCUAAGGAGGCCUCACAGAUACUGGACUUGGUGCAACAGGAGCAGGAUCGAAGCGACCGGGAGCAGAUGCCUGAAGGUGGCCCGGGUCCAAAACAUACAGAUGGUGUUGCCCUGAAUGAGAGCGAGAGGAACCGACCCUGCGAGUCAGAGCACAGGGAAGACGAGGAAACAGCAGCAGGGCGAGAUCCGGUGAUGAGCAGCGGCGGAGAAGCGAGUGGGGCGGCAGGAGGCACAACGCACUCUGAGGGACGUGGCUCAGAGGGAAAGGAGGAAGGACACGAGGAAGACUUUGUCCUCGGAGUGUUGAAGAAAGCUGCAGCCAGCUGUGGAUACACGGAGCAGAACGUGGCCAGAUUCUACAACAUGUUGCCUGAUCGCUCCACCCACCAGCUCCUCCUGGAGCUGCAGAGGGAGGGAGUCAGAGAGACGGACGUCUUCGGCGAGGGUCCGAGGGAGAUGGACGAUGUGGUGCUGGAGAAAGAGGACGAAGGAUCAGAUGAUGGAGGAUGGGUGGAAGUGUCAAACCCCUCAAAGAGUAAAACUGCGCCUGUGGCAGAAUUAGAUUUGUUUCCUUGGAUUAACAAACCGCAGCAGCCUGCAGAGUCACACACUCAGCGCCCGGUCAUCCUGCCUGAAGUCAAAGGUCCACCCAUGUCCACUUAUCCCUCAGAUCCUCCACUCGCCAAUUUACAAACCAACAAACACUUUGACCAAACCAUCUUCUGGCCUCAUGCCUCCGCCUCAAAACCAAAUCAUUCAGCUCACAGCAAAGUCUUACAUCCAAAGCCCAAGUCCUCCAACUCUGUGAAACAAGCCCCUCAAGCCCCUCAGUCCUCCGUCUUCACCAGGGACGACUUGUCUCAGCCCGGAGCGAGGCAGAGGCGGGGCUUCGCGCCUGCUUCUUCAGUGGUGGUGACGGGCGAGCAGCGUUUUCUAGAGGGACUGCAGACGCUGUUUGACCUCCAGCUCACAGACCAGCCCGGAGACGCAAAACUGAGGACGAUCAUCAUCGACGGGAGCAACGUGGCGAUGAGGUGA
This is a messenger RNA of Paralichthys olivaceus (Japanese flounder), 2086 nucleotides long. The record is from RefSeq and is a predicted model, not a curated record. Lineage: Eukaryota; Metazoa; Chordata; Actinopteri; Pleuronectiformes; Paralichthyidae.